This is a messenger RNA of Neltuma alba, 1077 nucleotides long. RefSeq names its product protein PELPK1-like. The transcript has a single exon. The coding region runs from base 43 to 750 and encodes 235 amino acids. The record is from RefSeq and is a predicted model, not a curated record. NCBI's taxonomy places the organism in Eukaryota, Viridiplantae, Streptophyta, Magnoliopsida, Fabales, Fabaceae.
CCCCAAAACCAAUCGGAGUAACAAGUUGGAAAACCGAUUACUAUGGCUUCCCACAGUUUUUCUUCAUUCACUCUAUUAUUACCCCUUCUGCUUUUGAGUUUCUCUUCAAUAACCAGCCAUGUAAAGGUUGAAGGGGUGAGAAUUCUUCUUGAAUCAUCCUUGCCAAAGCCAAACUUACCUGAGUUGCCUCCUCUUCCUAAGCCAGAGUUACCCCAUGUGCCUAAGGUUGAGUUACCACCAUUUCCAAAGCCAGAAAUACCUAAAGUUCCAGAAAUUCCCAAGCCAAAGGUUCCUGAAAUCCCUAAACCAGAAAUGCCUAAAGUUCCUGAAAUUCCCAAACCCGAGUUGCCUGCGGUGCCCAAGAUAAAAGUACCAGAAAUUUCUAAACAAGAGUUGCCCGAGAUGCCAAAGCCAGAAGUGCCCAAAAUCCCAGAAAUUCCUAAACCAGAAUUGCCCAAGGUUCCUGAAAUUCCUAAGCCUGCCUUACCAAAAGUCCCAGAGAUUCCAAAACCAGAGAUACCUAAAGUCCCAGAAGUUCCUAAGCCCGAGAUGUCUAAAGUACCAGAAAUUCCAAAGCCUGAGUUACCAAAAUUCCCAGAAAUUCCUAAGCCAGAGAUGCCUAAAGUUCCGGAAAUUCCAAAGCCGGAGUUGCCUCAUCAACUUCCCAAGGUGGAGCUGCCACCAUUGCCAAAGCCUGAGUUUCCUGCUGUGCCAAAGCUAGAAGUUCCUGAGAUUCCGAAACCCCACUAAACCAUUAUUUCUUAAACAAGCACAUUACUUAUUCCCUUCCCUAUAUAGCUUGUAUUGUCUGACGUAAUAAAUGGGUUUAUACUGUUCUUGUGUGUCAUUAUUUAUUAAUAUCUCUUCAGUGUAAUUUGUUGUUACAUCUUCCCACAGUGGUGAUGUUGUAGUUUGUCAUCAUUAUUUGAUGAGUUCGGUUGAGUCAAUGUUAUUACUUGAGCUUCUUGUUGCUUGUCCACGUAUUACUGGUUUAGUUUAUACUGUAUACCUGUAAAGACGAAAGAGGAUACACACAGAUGGAUUUUGAAUAGAUGAUUGUGGGUACAUUGCCAAAAA